CUUUUACUCAAAAAUUGAAUAGAAAAAACGCAAGAGACCUAUUUUUGUAAAAAUCUAUGAAAUUUAGAAUUGUGUGGCUGAAAGUGGUAAAUACCAACAGCUAUAAUAGUUAGGGUACUUUUUACCCCUUUAAAGAGGUGUACCUCCCUUGCGUAGCAUUUUUCGAUGUUCAUAGGAAACUUUUAUCUUACAAUUAAAUAUUCUAUCACCUGCUUAAAUUUGUAACAAUAAAAACGGAACACUUGUAUAUUUGCAAAUAAUAAAAAAAUCCAACAUAAAAUUGCCUUUCGAUACCUACGUAAUAGUGUACCUUCUGCAAUUACAAUGCGAUAAGCAUUUAUCAUUUUAUGUUCUACUUGGGGUAUAACACUGACGAAAAGUGAAACACUUUCAACAGCUUCUAUUAAAGAUGAGAAUAAACCAACUCUGAUAGAUAAAUCUAAAUACUCGUAAUUAUCAUUGUUAGAACUCCUGAAUGAAUAUAAUAGAAGCAUAAUCGGUCAUCAGUUCAUUAAAAAACUGUCGUCACAAUGRAAGAAAAAUAUAAUAUGGCCAAAAAUAUCUACAUCGUGUCCGUAGAUGACGAAACUAAAGUAAAAACUACAGAACCGGCUGAUUUUGAAACAGCAAUUUCAGCCACCGGUUUUGGAUAUUACAAUUUAUUUUUAAUCCUCAUCUCAAUUCCUGUAGGAUGGUCUUCUAUGUUUGAAACGACCACAAUGUCGUAUGUUUUURCAGCCGCACAAUGCGACCUUGACUUAAGUUUAGAUGAUAAAGGAAUGUUAAACGCAAUUACUUACUUAGGAAUGAUUUCAAGUGCCUUAGUAUGGGGAUUUCUUUAUGAUACUYUAGGAAGAAAAAGAUUAUUAAUGGUUGGCUUUUUCUUAGACGCUGUUUUUGUAYUGAGUAGCAGUUUUUCCCAAAGUAAAACCGUUCUAAUGGUUUGCAAAUAUUUUGGCGGUUUUAUAAUAAACGGCCCAUUUGCUGCUCUCACAGCCUAUAUUUCGGAAUUCCAUUGUUCGAAAUAUAGAGCAAGAAUGCAGUUAGUACUUGGAACUAUUUUUAGUUGUGGAAGUGUAGUUUUGCCACUCUUAGCAUGGGCUGUCUUACCCCAAAAUUAUUACUUUUCACUUUUUAACAAAACACUUGAAUUUCAUUCGUGGAACAUUUAUCUUUUCAUAUGUGGCUUCCCYGCUUUGUUUAGUACCGUAAUAUUUAUUUUCAUGCCUGAAAGUCCAAAAUUUUUAAUGACGGUGGGUCAAAACGACAAAGCACUUAAAGUGUUUCAAAAAAUCUACAGUGUAAAUAGCAGGAAUCCUCCUGAAAAUUUUCCGAUAAAACAACUAGUUGACGAAAUUGAACUGAARAAAAACUGUCAAGACAAGCACACCACUCAAGURACWGCUAAUAGGACUAAAAUUCAAGCUCUCAAAGARGGGUGGCAACAAUUAAAACCCUUGUUUUUUCCACCACAUUUACCAAACAUCGUCCUCGUAUGUCUCCUUCAAACAUUAUUUACGAUGAGUUUAAAUACUUUGAGACUUUGGUUACCGCAAAUUUUUCAAGCCAUCAAUGACUACAAAUACUACCACCACAACGACUCUAAUGCUGAUCUUUGUGAAAUGUUAGAAAUGAUUCAGCCAGCAAGUACUUUAGGGGAAUGCGCUGUUAAUCUCAACAAUUCCUCAGUUUAUGUUAACACCAUAAUUAUUUCUUCUGUCAGUGCUACUAGUUACAUCUUUGCCGGUUAUUUUAUCAAUAUUCUAGGCAAGAAAAAACUAAUGAGUAUUUUGGGUUUAUUGGGAGGGUCCUGUGCAUUUUCAAUUUAUUUUUCCACAAAUACAGCAAUGACAGUAGCAUUUGCUUCAAUCUUUACAGCGUCAUCAAGUAUUGCCUCAAAUGUUGUCCUAACAGUUUGCAUUGACUUAUUUCCCACUACUUUAAGAACGAUGACAGUAUCGUUAUCAAUGAUGUUGGCUCGAAGUGGGGCAAUGAUUGGGAAUUUAAUUUUUCCCUUGUUACUCCAAACAGGAUGUGCGCCUCCGUUCUUCACAAUCGGUUCUAUAACUUUUGUGUGUGCUUUCGUUGCAAUGUUGUUACCAAACACUGACCUAAAAGCCUUGGAAUGCGACUUAAGUUUAACCCUAGAAAAUAAAGGAUUUCUUAACGCUAUUACUUACAUCGGAAUGAUAUCAAGUGCGUUCGUUUGGGGGUUUUUAUGCGACACCCUCGGCAGGAAAAAACUCCUCGCAAUCGGUUUAUUCCUCGAUGGAAUUUUCGUUCUAAUGAGUGCAUCAUCGCAAAACGCAACUGUUCUUAUAAUCGCCAAAUUUCUAGGAGGUUUCAUAAUCAAUGGACCUUUCGCGGCACUUACAACUUACCUAUCUGAAUUUCACUGUGCAAGACACAGAGCAAGGGUCCAGAUGAUGUUAGGGAUAGUCUUUAGUUUAGGAACUGUGGUAUUGCCGUUUGUGGCAUGGGCAGUUUUACCUCUCAAUCUCAAUGUUAAAAUUUUUAACAAUAGUGUAGAAUUCCAUUCGUGGAAUUUGUAUUUGUGCUUAUGUGCCUUUCCGGCUUUGAUCAGUUCGAUUGCUUUUAUUUUUAUGCCGGAAAGUCCAAAAUUUUUGAUGACAAUGGGACGGAAUGAAAAGGCUUUAGAAGUUUUCAGGAAAGUUUACUGUUUUAAUACAGGAAAUGCGCCUGAAACGUUUCCGAUCAAAGAAUUAGUCGAGGAAACAAAACUGAAUAAUGACUCAAAACACGGGGGCAGAAUCACUGCCAACAGGACGAAACUACAAGCGAUGAAAGAAGGGUGGCAACAGAUGACUCCUCUGUUUUUUCCUCCUCAUUUAGGAAAAAUCCUUUUAGUUUGUUUGUUACAAAUGUUGACAAUGAUGAGUCUUAAUACUUUACGCCUUUGGCUUCCACAAAUCUUCCAAGCGAUCAAUGAUUAUCAAUAUUACAACAACGGAUCGACUACUGAUCUUUGUACAAUGAUUGAGCAAAUCAGGCCUAACAAUAAAUCACAGGAAUGCGAAGUGAAUUUAAACAACUCGUCUGUUUACAUCAACUCAAUUAUUGUGGCAGUUGUCUCAAUUGGUGGUUACAUUAUUGCCGGAAUGUUAAUCAAUGCUUUAGGCAAGAAGAGACUUUUAAAUAUAUUAGGAAUAUUUUCUGGUACAAGUGCGAUGUGUUUGUACUUUGCACCAAAUUCACUAUCAACAAUAAUUUUAUCGUGUCUUUUUGUCUCCCUGGGCAGUAUUAAUAUAAAUGUGGUCCUUGCCGUKGUUGUUGAUCUUUUUCCAACGACUUUACGAACAAUGACCAUUUCUUUAACAAUGAUGAUUGGGCGAUCAGGUGCAAUGAUGGGUAACUUAGUAUUUCCAAUUUUGCUACAAUUAGGGUGUGCACCACCUUUCUUUACUGUGGGAGCUGCAAUUGUUGGCUGUGCUUUCUUAGCGUGUCUUUUACCAAAUACAGACCUGAAAGCUCUACAGUAGGAUUUUUAAGACAAACUGUGGUACCAAAUAUUUUUAGCAAUACUGUUACUUUGUUAUAUAUUUACAAAUAAUAAAAAAAUCAACAUUAAAUUGGC
Molecule: messenger RNA, 3595 nt
Organism: Tribolium madens (black flour beetle)
Lineage: Eukaryota; Metazoa; Arthropoda; Insecta; Coleoptera; Tenebrionidae
Product: synaptic vesicle glycoprotein 2B-like
Exons: 19
Coding region: 531-3500 (989 amino acids)
Biological process (GO): transmembrane transport
Cellular component (GO): membrane
Molecular function (GO): transmembrane transporter activity
Source: RefSeq, a predicted model, not a curated record